UGACGUUUCGCCUGCAUCUGUGGCAUCUGGCAUCUUCGGAGAAAUAAUUAAACAAUAAUAAUGAUAAUAAAGACAUACAAAAAUUAAAAACAUCCCUAACAUGUACGCUCUAUAGAAAAGCCACCUUGCUGUGAUUAUAUAUUUAUGUAACAACAAUUUACAAUUUACAAGAAAAGCCCAUUAAAAUAAUCCAGAUAAAACAGUAUAAAAUUAACAUUUAUAAAUAAAAGUUGUCGGGUGCUUUCAAGGCAACUGAUGGUGACUCUAAAGGUGAAACUAUUGUAGGGUUUUCUUGGCAAGUUUCUUCAGAGGGGUUUUUGCCAUGGCCAUUCUCUGAGGCCGAGAGAGUGUGACUUGCCCAAAUUCACCCAGUGGGUUUGGAAAACUUUUGUUGGAGAACAUCCGCAGGGUCCAUCCACAUGUUUCUGGGAAGUUCCCAAGCAAAGCAAGAAGGUGAGAAGCGUGAAGUCGAAGGCUUUCAUGGCUGGCAUCCAUAGUUAUAGCCGCAUAGCCCGAAAAACCCACAAAAAACUAAGAAGCUUUUCCCUGCAGUGUCUGCCCAGAAGUUGGUUAUCCUGAGCUAGGCUGCUCCUGGAUGGGGAGGCUCUACCUAGGCAUCUUGACAGCUGAGGAGAGACAUAUUCCUCCAUGAGGUUGCUUUUCGGCUCCCUUUCCAAGCCAUCUGAACUAGUGGACAUCAUUACAAGCUCUUGUGGAUGUGAAUACCGUGCAGAGAACAGCAAGGAAGCAUCCAGGUGUGUAGGCAUGUUUCGGUGGCCACCAUGGCACUGACGUUGGAUGCUGUGUUGGGGAAUGCUGCCCCAGAAGAGAAGUAUUAGUGAUUCCUGCCUGAUGGUACAAUGUGGAAGAUGUUUGUUGUUUCAGAGGUUGGCAACCUUCACUGCAACACUCGGUGAUUGACAACAUGCAGGAAAACUAUGAGAAUGUGAUUUCAUUGGCGGAGGAGAUAGCAAUCAGUUGGCCCCGGAUAACUGCUUUUGCUGAGUCUCACAGAAGGAGAGGACUGGGGUCUGAUAUGGAGCCAGAACACGGCCGAGCAGAACAGGUCCAAAUUCAAGACUCUACAGCAGCUGGCUCAAGUGAAGGUGGGAUGAAUGCUGACCUCCGCCGGCAGUUAGGGCUCAUUCUACAGACUGCUGGCCGGAGCCAGGUGGAGAAGAUGUUGCGGGAGCUGGUGAAGGAGCAGAGCCAGGAAGGGAAGCGCAAAAUCCAGAAGAAGGAAGUGCCCAAGAGCCCCAAGGAUGAAGCUGCUAAGAAGAAUGAAGAGGAGCUGCAUUCUGAAGAGGAUGGGUCUGAGAAGGCAGAGCAGCUGGACUCUCCAUCAGGAAGAUCAGAGAGCCCAGAUGAGGGGGAAGCCAGUGCCAGCAAGUGCCAGCCUAGUUUACAGGAGGACCAACCACCACAAGGCCCAACUACAUGCCAGAGGGAAGGCAAGAUGCCUAAGAAGUUAAAAGAAAGGUGUGUAGGCCAGGCAGUGGUGGAAAGGCCUAGUGUAUGUGUCGAGUGUGGGAAGAAGACUGGGAGUGGUCCUGGGCGAGGCCACAGUGUACCCACACUGGAAAGGCCACACCAGUGCACCGAGUGCGGACGCUGCUUCCGGCAACGCUCCAUCCUGGCCAAGCAUGAAAAGAUCCACACAGGGGAGAAGCCCUACCUGUGCAUGGCUUGUGGGAAGCGGUUCAACCGAAGCUCAAACCUGGCACAGCAUCAGCGGGUGCACACAGGGGAGCGCCCCUUCCCAUGUUCAGCCUGUGGCAAGGCCUUCACCCAGAAGUCUGACCUAGAACGGCACCAGCGGGUGCACACGGGUGAGCGCCCCUAUGCCUGCCAGGACUGUGGCAAGUGCUUCUCAGUCAGCUCCCACCUUGACCGCCAUAGACGCACCCACCAACACAAUUACCCAGAGGAGCCCCCGGCAGCCAAUGUAGCUCCAGUGGUUGCUCACCGCUGUCCCGAUUGUGGGAAGUGUUUUGGACAACGGUCUGCACUCUCAAAACACCGUAAGACCCACUCUGGGGAGCGCCCUUACCUUUGCAAUGCUUGUGGCAAACGUUUCAGCCGGAGCUCCAACCUCGCUCAGCACCAGCGCAUUCACACCGGGGAGCGACCCUUCCCUUGCAGUGACUGUGGGAAGCGGUUCAUCCAACGUUCUGACCUGGAGCGGCACCAGCGGGUCCACACAGGUGAGCGCCCCUACACCUGUGCACAGUGUGGCCGGGGCUUCUCAGUCAGUUCCCACCUUGACCGGCACCAGAGAGUCCACCAAGCCCAGGCUGCAGCAGCUGCUGCCCACCGUUGCCCUGAACACGUUAAAGGAUUUCUCCUCAGCGUGGGAGGUAAGCAGGUUCUUAAGCACCAGCUGUACAGUGGCAAGGGACGCCUUAUGCGUAGUGGUCACUGCUUGGACUGUGGCAAGAAUCUAGGUAAAAUCCCCUCUCAGCCUCCAGUGCCACCGGCAGAGAAGUCCUUCAAGUGUGACAAUUGUGGGAAGGCUUUUGCCCAGCGCUCGGCCCUGGUAAAGCACCAGCGCAUCCACACCGGGGAGAAGCCUUUUUCCUGCUCAGACUGUGGUAAGGCCUUCAUCCAGAAGUCAGACUUGACAAUCCACCGGCGCAUGCACACUGGGGAGAAGCCCUAUCGCUGUGACACCUGUGGGAAGUGCUUUAGUGUCAGCUCCAACCUUCUGACCCACCAGCGCACUCACUUGGGUGAGAAGCCCUAUGCCUGUGGGGAGUGUGGCAAGGCCUUCAUCCAACGCUCAGAGCUCACCAUCCACCAGCGUACUCACACAGGGGAGAAGCCCUAUAAGUGCAGUAUCUGUGGCAAGUGCUUCAGCCGCAGCUCCCACCUCAACCGCCACCAGCGCACCCAUGGCAAUGACAAGGCCUCUGUUGGCUCUGGGGCAGCCCCUGCCACGUUGCUUGCCACCCACACUGCCAAACCUGCCACCUCCCUGCCUGCCUCUGCCUUCUCAGCCUCUUUUACCUCACCCAGUCCUCUCCCAGCUUUGCCUUCUUUCCCCUCUUCUCCAUCUCCCCUACCCAUCCCUUCUUUGGACCUUCCCUGGUCCCUGCCAUUUUCAUCACGUGGCUUUUCCCAUCCAGUUUUCCCUUCUGCUCCAAGUGGGGUCCAGGCUUCUUCUCUAAUAAACUAGUGUCUUUCUACUCUCUAUGUCCUGUCUGGUGCCCCCUUUUUAUUUUAAUUUCACUGCCCUCCCUAAAUUCAUUUUGAUUUCCCUUUGUCAUUCUAGUUUCCUAGAAAAUGUGCCCCACCAUGUGCUUCCUCUCUGUCCUUGGUUGUGAUUUGCCUCAGCCACUUAUGCAGAAUUUAUAUGAAACAUUAAUUUGGUGAGCACCAAGCAUGCUUCCUUCUUGUUGAUGGCUACUUCACAUGUGGUGGAAAUUAGGGUUGCCAUGUGUCCCAGAAAACCUAAAAAAUUCCACAUUGAAGGGACUAAAAAAAUGUCCCAGGGCAAUGGGUAGGUUAAAAUAUAGCAGUGGUGAUGAAGCAGGAAACUGUGCAAGAAGACUGGCACUGGUGGGAGCCUCAUCCUGCUCUGCAGGCUCUGGUUGCUACUCCACAGGCAUAGCAUUGCCAUCUUAUUCCUCCAUUCCCUCCCUGCUUCCGCUGACAGAGAUGGCCUUGUGUGGCGAUUGUGUCAGUGAGUUGAGCCUAGGGCUAAGCAGCAUGGUGGAAUUUCACUUCCAAGCAGCUUUGAGUGAGUAAUGGGAGUCUCUUUACUCUCUGGAGCUACUUUGAAUCCUCCCUCUCUUCACACCAGCUAGGGAGAAAAAAGGUAUUGGUACUAAGUUUGAAACGCAAUUGUAGAAAAAGUGCAGUGAUUAAUGUACUGAAUUUGCAUAAUCAGAAAGCAAAUUAAUAAUGCACAUAAUUCUAAUAAUUUGCAUUAUAUGCAGAUUAAAUGUCCAGAUAGGAGGGACUGGAAUAUGGCAACCCUAUAUAGAAUCACCUUGAUACCACAGACAGCCACAUGGGGGCAAGGUCUGUAAUUGGAACCUGGGGGUUGAGUUACAUUAGCCUUCCCUAGUCUGUAGCCCUCAAGAUGUGUUAGAUUGCAACAUCCUUGGUCCCCAGUCAACAUGGAUGUGUUAGGAUUAUGAACAUCGCAAUCUGACACAUCUGGAGGGCAUUACCUGUAUGUGCAAGGAGGUCUCAGUGAAAUGAUGGGCUGCAGGUCCCUCGGAAAGUUAUUGAAGUGCUGCACCUCCCAUGAUCCCUCCCCACUAGCUAUGCUGAUUGCAUUUGCAGUGUAACAUCUGGAGGGACUCAGAUCCUUCAGUCCUGUUCUUUUGUCACCAAACUCUUAUCUUGAUUGUCUCAGUCCUCUCAUUUCCAAGAAUGGCUUGAUGUAGAUGAGCUACCCACAGUUAUUUUCAUCCCUCAUUUGUGGUCAAGGUGACCGUAAACUUUUUUGUGAGGUGUUCUGACCCAAAAAGGGGAGUGUUGCACAGAAACAUGUUAAAAAGCAGUCGAUGUGUAUUCAAGUUAUACCUCUCAGUCCAAAGUGGUGAUUCUAACAGGCUUCACCUGAAAUUAUUCUUCCAGAUGACUCUUAAUCUGGAAUAAGAGGAUGGGAUCUAUCAAGUACCUUCUGGCAUUACAGGACAACAGUCAAAGGAUGAGAAUGUACUUGCUUAUUAUUAUUAUUAUGCUUUAUUUAUAUAGCGCUGUAGAUUUACACAGAGCUGUACAUACAAACAAUAAAAUAGAUAAGAGUAAACCUGC
Molecule: messenger RNA, 4767 nt
Organism: Sceloporus undulatus (fence lizard)
Lineage: Eukaryota; Metazoa; Chordata; Lepidosauria; Squamata; Phrynosomatidae
Product: zinc finger protein 345-like
Exons: 5
Coding region: 926-3175 (749 amino acids)
Biological process (GO): regulation of transcription by RNA polymerase II
Molecular function (GO): RNA polymerase II cis-regulatory region sequence-specific DNA binding; DNA-binding transcription factor activity, RNA polymerase II-specific
Source: RefSeq, a predicted model, not a curated record